GUCACCGUGACGUCACGGCGGAGUUGCCAUGGCGGCGCUGAGCGACCUGGCGUCGGCGCUGGAGUCGUAUAGGGGUCGGGACCGCCUGAUCCGAACACUGGGAUACGGCUGCCAGCUGGUGGGCGGGGUCCUGGUGGAACAAGGUCCGGCCAGGUCAGAAUUGGGGACCCGCCUGCUGGCGCUGGCCUCCCAGCUCAGCCACUGCAGGACCGUGCUGCGACUCUUUGAUGACCUGGCCAUGUUUGUCUACACUAAGCAGUAUGGCCUGGGACCCAAGGAAGAGGACACCUUUGUCCGCUGCGUCUCGGUGCUGGGCAACCUGGCUGACCAGCUCUACUACCCCUGUGAGCACGUGGCCUGGGCUGCCGACGCCAAAAUCCUGCACCUACGCUCGACCCGAUGGUGGACACUGAGCACGGCUUUCUGGGCCCUCUCCCUGCUCCUGGGCAUUGUCAGGUCUCUGUGGGUGAUGCAGAAGCUGAGGCAGAAGCUGAGGAGUCCCUCGGCAGCGUUCACGAGCCGGCUGCCCCGGAGCAAGCGGCGGACGCCCGAGACGCAGCUGCGCGCGGAGCUCCUGGCGCUGGUCAGCAACCUGGCCGACCUGGCCAACGCCGUGCACUGGCUGCCGCCCGGUGUCCUGUGGGCCGGCCGCUUCCCGCCCUGGCUGGUGGGCCUCCUGGGCACCGUCUCCUCCCUCCUCAGCGUGUACCAGGCGGUUCGGGCGGGGGCCCAGGCUGAGACCGUCACCCCCUGAGCCGGCCACGGAAGGAGCGGCCGGAUUAGCCCCAACAGUGGGACCCUAUCCCCCAGGCAGCAAUCACUGGGGCAGGGGCUGUAAUUAAGCAAAUCAAAGCAGGUGC
Sorex fumeus (smoky shrew) is the source of this 860-nucleotide messenger RNA. RefSeq names its product peroxisomal biogenesis factor 11 gamma (gene PEX11G). Gene Ontology annotation, cellular component: peroxisomal membrane. Gene Ontology annotation, biological process: peroxisome fission. The record is from RefSeq and is a predicted model, not a curated record. The transcript is spliced from 5 exons. The coding region runs from base 29 to 754 and encodes 241 amino acids. Lineage: Eukaryota; Metazoa; Chordata; Mammalia; Eulipotyphla; Soricidae.